Drosophila navojoa is the source of this 1337-nucleotide messenger RNA. RefSeq names its product meiosis I arrest (gene mia). The record is from RefSeq and is a predicted model, not a curated record. NCBI's taxonomy places the organism in Eukaryota, Metazoa, Arthropoda, Insecta, Diptera, Drosophilidae. Gene Ontology annotation, molecular function: protein heterodimerization activity; RNA polymerase II general transcription initiation factor activity; transcription coactivator activity. Gene Ontology annotation, biological process: transcription initiation at RNA polymerase II promoter; RNA polymerase II preinitiation complex assembly. Gene Ontology annotation, cellular component: SLIK (SAGA-like) complex; SAGA complex; transcription factor TFIID complex.
UUGUAAGCUCCGAAAUGAAUUAUAUUUCGAGCAUGCUGGAAUCGGUCAACGAUGACUGGAAGCGCAUUCAUACUUCAACACUUUCCAGGGCGUCUUUGCAAAGUAUAGCGAAGGCUUCCAUAGGUGAGACAUUGACUGGAAGACUGAUUCAGGCUGUGGCUCAAAAUGUGCGCAAAGAUGUUAGCCAAGUAGUAGCUGAGGCCGCAAAGUAUGCACGUCGUACACGUUCCUCGAAGAUUACAAUGGAUCACUUGCUGUUUGCUUUGGAGGAGCUCAAUAUUAGUUUGGACCUUCUACAUGUAAAUUACGCGAAGCCAGAUCCGAUUGAGGCAGAUAAACCCAUUUCUAAGCCACCAAUUAAAAAAUCAUCAAUUAAUCGAGUGUCUCGAAAAUAUUCAAAAAUAAGAAAAAGGGAACGCGAAGAGCAAUACGAACCGUACGAUAGUAAUGCACCUUUAGAAGAGCGCAAACGCUGGCUGAAGCGCGAGCGAGUGCUGCUCAUGUCAAACAAAAGGUUUCCCUUAUCCAAGGAGCAGCAAGAGCUCUAUCUGGUAAUCACGGAGGCGUGCAUGGGCAGCUCCGAGUCGGCACGCCGAGAGGCGCUGCAGAGUCUAAGGACCGAUUCGUCACUGCAGCCAAUGCUCUACAGAUUGAGUCUGUUUAUUUGCGAAGCGAUCAAGGUGAAUGUGGCACAGCAGAACUUUGCUCUGUUGAUAUAUUUGAUGCGUAUGGUGCAAAAUUUGCUGGCUAAUCCACAUUUACAGCUGCAUAACUAUCUUCACCUUUUAGUGCCAUCUUUACUCUCCUGUGCUGUGACUCGGCAACUCUGCCCCUUUCCGAAGGCUCAGGAUCAAUUGGCGGUGCGCGAAUAUGCUACCACCGUUAUGGCCGACCUUAUUAGGGCUUAUGGCUACCUCGGAAAUGAUAUUCUGUCAAGAGUAAUUAGCGUAUAUAAGACGGGGCUUAAGUCUUCCAUAUUAAUGACGAUUUAUGGCAGCCUCAUUGGAUUGGGCAAAAUGGGUAAAUAUGUAAUACGUGACUGUGUUAUACCAGAAAUUCGAUCUAUAUCGGAAGUAAUCGAACCGCAUUUGCUCAAGAAAGACCCUGAUAAGUAUUUAUUUAAAAUUGCGAAAUAUAUACGGCACAGACUUUUGAAAAUGACCGCUCCAAUUCUUAAGAACAUACAUGAUACAUCCGAUGACAGGGACGAGUAUACAAAAAGAUAUGGUUAUUUAGGAAACACAUUGUAUGAUGCCGUUUUAUUGGACCACUUUGUGGAUAAUCUCAUUGAAGAGAUCGAAGAGGAUAAUAUAUCACAUAUAAAUGCAGAAGAAUAG